This is a messenger RNA of Chroicocephalus ridibundus (black-headed gull), 2327 nucleotides long. RefSeq names its product alpha and gamma adaptin binding protein (gene AAGAB). NCBI's taxonomy places the organism in Eukaryota, Metazoa, Chordata, Aves, Charadriiformes, Laridae. Bases 66 to 1010 code for a protein of 314 amino acids. The record is from RefSeq and is a predicted model, not a curated record. The transcript is spliced from 10 exons.
CCUCCCCCCCCCCCCCGCAGCCACGUGGUAGCGGCGGGGCCGGAAGGGGCGCAGCGGCGGGCGCCAUGGCGGCGGCGGGCCCUUUCGCGCUGGUGACCAGUUGCGCUGCCGGCUUCCCGGCCGAGGAGCUCGUCAAACGUAUCACAGGAAGAGAUGACCUUACUGUGGGUGCAACUACAAGCGGAAGAGUGAAUUUUUACCCCUGGACAAUAGAUAAUAAAUACUAUUCUGCAGAUAUUCACCUCUGUGUAGUACCAAACACAUUUCUUGUUACUGGAGAUAUUGCUGAAUCUGUGCAAGCAUUUGUUGUGUACUUCGACAGCACAAUAAAAUCUGGACUUGAUAGUGUCUCUGAAUGGCUUCCCCUGACAGAAGAGUGGUUACCAGAAGUCAUGAUCCUGGUUUGUAACAGAGUAUCUGAAAAUGGUGUUAACAGACAGAAAGCUCAAGAAUGGUGCAUCAAGCAUGGCUUUGAACUGGUAGAACUUAGCCCCGAGGAACUGCCUGAUGAAGAUGAUGAUUUUCCGGAGUCUACCGGAGUGAAACGAAUUGUACAAGCCUUGAACGCCAAUGUGUGGUCCAACGUAGUCAUGAAAAGCGACAGGACCCAGGGCUUUGGUCUUCUCAGUACAUUAGCAGGUGCGAACUGUAGCACUGGGUCAGAAGAGAACCAAGAUACAGAAGCCAAUCCAUCAUCAGCGGACAGAGAAGAAUCCCUUUUAGACAACAGAGAAGAUGGAGCUAGCACAAACAGCCUUGAUGUUGACAACAUCGUAGAUCCCGUGUUAGAUAUGGACAUUCAAGAGUUAGCCAGCCUAACCACGAGAGAUGGUAACCUGGAGAACUUUGAAAGGCUUUUUUCAAAGCUGAAAGAGAUGAAAGAUAAAGCUGCAACGUUGCCUCACGAACAGAGAAAACUACACGCGGAAAAGGUGGCCAAAGCCUUCUGGAUGGCAAUCGGAGGAGACAGAGAUGAAAUUGAAGGUCUCUCCUCGGAUGAAGAAAACUAAGUUCUUUUCGUAGCUGUAAGCGACAGAGCAGCCCUAAAAGAGCGAUCUUUUCCUGCAAUGAGCGUUUAUUGCGAAAAGCCCCAUUUAGCGUUAGUUGCUUACUUUGGUUAACGGAUUCCUGGCAUCACUGUAGUAACACAUUCCACAACGCCCCCCGGUUACAGCGGUUUGGUCUGAGUGUUCAUUUAUUCUCUGAUCUCAGAGAAUUUUGGAAGGUGAUGCAUGCAGUUAGAGGAAAUAAUAAUUAGUCUACAUUUUUCAAAUUAGCAUUUUUGUUAUUUCCUCUUUUGAGUUUAAAUAAACAAAUUUACUACCAGUUAUCUUUCUACAUAUGGCUGGUGCUUGUUACGUGACUACUGAAUUCUAAACUCAACAUUUUAGAUGUAGGCCUGUUUGAUGGUUUUAUGGAGCUUUAGAGCUGACUUACUAGUUAGAACAAACCAGAUUUAUAUGAGCCAUGAAGAGAAAGUUGCUGAAUUGUACCCUGUUGUGGGCUGCUGUGCCAAGGCUGCAAGGUUAAUCCUGCUGAGUGCCAAAGCUAUUAAAAAUGGCCCACAGGCUUUGAAUGCGGUUCGCGUCUGUAAGUACAGGGUCCUUCCCGGGAAAGUCAGGUGUUCUGCCACACUCCGUGGGUUUCCAUUAGAAACUAAAUUUGGGAUUAAACGCAAGACAGCUUUUUGCAAGACAGCUUUGUUCCAGGGGUGAAGUUCUCCGCCCAAACCUUCCGCAAGGCUUGGCCUCCGGGGCCCAGCAGAACGCACAGACCUGCUGCUGCGGAAUUCUGUCCCAAAUACCUAAAAGCUGUGAUUUCAGAAACCCCACGCCGUCACCUGGUGCGUUUAUUACAGGCUUGUGCUCCUGUAUGUUCAUGAGAAGGCACCAGAGUACAAGUCUCAAAUUGAUGCUUGGUGGUAUCAAGGGUUAGAAGAAACUCCCUUGUCCUUAGAUUUAGUACGUUGUCACCUUCUGCGCAGGCACGCAGCCGUGGGCUCACUGGAGAGCGUAAACAGGCGCGGCGCUAGGAAAACAGGGAGGAAGGCGUAGGCUGGUGAGGGAGAGAGGAGAAAAGGUAAAUGCCGCCCUGUCUCCGUUUCUGCGACAGUCACCCGUCAGACAGGGUCAGCAGAUCAACGGGAAGCGGUGGCCCCUGCUGGGUCCUUCCCGCCCGCUGUACCCUGGGAGACAGCACGUAGUUUCCCCAAGAGCAUGUCCUUAUCAAUCUGAAAAUAGGCCGUGUUAAGCAAUCUUAUUGGGAAAUUUUGAAAUUGACUUUGCCAAUGUCUGUUUUUUCGUGUCAAUAAAUUUUGUGAGUCUUGA